Molecule: messenger RNA, 345 nt
Organism: Trypanosoma rangeli
Lineage: Eukaryota; Euglenozoa; Kinetoplastea; Trypanosomatida; Trypanosomatidae
Product: membrane-associated progesterone binding protein 2
Exons: 1
Coding region: 1-345 (114 amino acids)
Cellular component (GO): membrane; endomembrane system
Source: RefSeq, a predicted model, not a curated record
AUGGAGCGACUGUUUGAUGCAGUGGAGCUUAGUAAAUAUAACGGUGAAAACGGCAUGCCCAUUUACAUUUCCGUCAUGGGCGUCGUCUACGACUGUUCCACUGCAACCGAAUUUUACGGCACCGGUGCCUCCUACCACGUGUUUGCCGGCAAAGACGUGUCACGCUGUCUUGCGAAGAUGUUGAUCAGCGAUGAGGAGGCGAACGCCAGUUGGAGCAACCUUGCGGAGGAGCACCGUCAGUCUCUUGAUGAAUGGUCGGCGAAGUAUCAGGAGAAGUACCCGGUUGUUGGUCGCUUUCUCUUGGAUGAUCUCUUCGAGAAGCGAGGGGCGGCGAUGGAGCCUUGA